Molecule: messenger RNA, 1452 nt
Organism: Passer domesticus (house sparrow)
Lineage: Eukaryota; Metazoa; Chordata; Aves; Passeriformes; Passeridae
Product: serine/threonine-protein kinase PAK 2-like
Exons: 6
Coding region: 143-766 (207 amino acids)
Biological process (GO): protein phosphorylation; regulation of MAPK cascade; regulation of axonogenesis
Cellular component (GO): cytoplasm
Molecular function (GO): protein serine/threonine kinase activity; ATP binding
Source: RefSeq, a predicted model, not a curated record
UGUCAGAGCAGCCCUAGGGCUUGCUCAGAGCAGGAGCACCCUGCGCCUUGAGGCAUUUGUCAGUGGGCAGCUGCACACUGACAGGAGCCUUGUUUGUUCUAGUGUUGGAGCACAGCGUGCAAACUUGCACAGCAGUGCUACAAUGAUUCAGCAGCUUGCUGCUGCAGUGGUUACUGUUUAUGGCGUGACUUAUUCCGGCUAUUUUCUGACUCACCUGGCACGUCACAUAAAACAUGUAUUCAGUGGAGCUGCUCCUGAGUGCCUGAGAGGACUGGAUUUUCUUCACUCAAACCACAUGAUCCACCGAGGUCUGAAGAGCUGCAACAUCCUUCUCGGAACCAAUGGCUCUGUCAAGCUGGCUGACUUUGGCCUCUUUGCUCAGCUCACUCCUGAGCAGAGUAGACAAAGCUCCGUGGCCAGCACUUCUGGGUGGAUGGCGCCUGAAGUGGUGACAGGUCAACCAUAUGGCCCCAAAGUGGACAUAUGGUCUUUUGGAAUCGUGGGCAUUGAAAUGGUGGAACGAGAAGCUCCUUACUGGAAAGAAACUUCUGGCAUGCCUCAACUCAUGAUAGCCAGACGAGGGAUACCAAAGCUGCUGCAGCCCAACCUGUUUUCACCUUGGCUGUGUGACUUCCUGAGCUGCUGCCUGCAGACAGACAAGGAGCAGCGCUGGUCUGCCAAGGAGCUCCUGCAGACAGGGACCAAUGUGAGGCUUUGGAAUUUCCUGAAAAGAAGAAACUCCAAGGACAGAAAGCACCAUUUCUAGAGCACUGGCAGGGCAAAAAUCCCAGCAAGAUGAAGACACCUGGUUAAAUGGAUGAGUGGGAGUCUUGGCCAGGUUUGCCUGUGAUGGCAAGGUCCUGCACAUAAAGAUGGAGGUGCAGAUGGUCCAUCUUUCUGGAUCUUUCUAGGAGCCCUGUGAAUCCUGUGAAGCACUGAGCUUGGAAAGUCAUGGUUCAUUGAUUUUUGUUGAUUUUCUUUUUUCCUUUGGGCAGCAUCCAUUUGUAAGAUUUGCUGAGCCUGCAUCCAGCCUGGUGCCACUGAUUGUUUCAGUGAAGAAGAGGAAUGACCAAAGAAACUGAAAAUCACAUCAGGACCAUUUACUUCUCAACCGGCACAGGGCAGGAUUGUAGGUUCGGACAAGGGUUAGGGUUAGGGUUAGAGUUGGGGUUAGGGUUAGGGUUGGGGUUAGGGUUAGGGUUGGGGUUAGGGUUAGGGUCAGGGUCAGGGUUAGGGUUAGGACUAGAGUUAGGACGAGGGUUAGGACUAGGAUUAAGGUUCAGGUUAGGGUUUAGGACUAGGCUUAGGUUUCGGUUAUGAUUGUCUAAUAGGCCUGCUGAUUAGAAAUUAAUAAAGUUUCUGAAACCAAAACUCUCCCUGAAAUUUCCUUCCUUCUCACUCUCUGAAUAAGCUCUUGAUUUCCUUGUAAAUUUUCUUUUGUUUCUUAAAGGU